This is a messenger RNA of Lynx canadensis (Canada lynx), 915 nucleotides long. RefSeq names its product basic salivary proline-rich protein 3-like. NCBI's taxonomy places the organism in Eukaryota, Metazoa, Chordata, Mammalia, Carnivora, Felidae. The record is from RefSeq and is a predicted model, not a curated record. The coding region runs from base 1 to 915 and encodes 304 amino acids. The transcript has 3 exons.
AUGGAGGCCCCAAAGUUUGAAGGCAGGAAAGGCACCUUCCCCUUCCCAACCCCUAGGGGCUUGGACGAAAGAUCCCAGUCGGAGACGUCCGGGCCCGCGGGCCGAGGAGAGCGCGGUCCUGGGAGUGCGGCGGAGGCCGAGGGAGCGGGAGAGGUCAAGCCCCGGUCCGAGCGAACCCCUUCGGCCUCUCCUGACCCGCUCUGCGGGUGCCGCUCCCGGGGCCCAGGGGGGCGGCGGGGACGCAGCUGCAGACCGCUUGGCGGCCGCCCAGCGAAGCUCCGGGGCCAGGCCCCCACACCACCUUCGGCCCCGCGCAUUCCCGCCUCUCCGGGCCCCAACCGCGCCAGCCUCGCGUCCUGCAGCUGCGGGAUUGGCUCCCCCCGGAAACCUGCAGACCGGGAGGGGCCGGCCGCCGCGCCGGGUGCACGGUGGAGAAGGUUUGCCCUGACGCCAAACCCGGUCGCCCCCGGCCUUCCCAACGGCCUCCCGCUCAUCGGCGACACCCGUCUGGGCGCCCACCGUCCGCCCCGCGCCUCUGCGCCUCCGGGCACCCCCUCCGCCUCGGGGCACGCUCGGAAGGACCCGGGGCGGGCCAGCCGGAGCCCCGGGGCCGCGAGCGUCACCCGCGCCCAGCGCCGCUGCCCGCCCCGGGGCGCCCCUCCCUCCUUCCCUCCCUGCCUCCGGGCCACGCUCGGCGGCGAGGGCUCCAGGCCAGAAGCACCGGCACCGGCGCGCACGAACCCGCUGCGGCGCGGAGAGCCACGUGCGCCGAGCCUCGCCGCCCCAGGCCGGUCCCAGCUGCCCCCGGCGCCGCCAGCACCCCGCGCCGCCGCCCGCCCGCCGUGGCCACUCGCCGGCACCUGCACCCUCCUCUCCCGCUUGCCUUUCCAUCCGCGAGAAGUGCCACUUCCUUAA